AAGAAAUAGCAGAAGCCCAAAACAGGCUGAAUCUGUCAAACGCGUCUACAUUUACCAUCACCUGACCAGUACAGCAGUUGCCAGGACUUGUAUUAUGUGUCUUGGUAAUUCAGUGCUGGUUUUAAUGCAGUACUGUGAACAGAAAUGCUGUAUGUUAGUUUAUCUCACUUACCGGGCUGUUUGGUUGACGUUUAAAGCUCCACAAAUCAGGAAGUGAAUCCUACGUUUGCUGUGGUCAGUAGGCUUUGCUCUGCAGAUAUUUCAGCGUUGUUGUUUUGUUACUUCACGGCACCUUUAUAGAGCUCACCUCGACGACUUGCUUGCUUGCUUGUUUGAGCUCUCUGUCGCACAGCUGCUGUCACGAACACAACACGGCGCUGAAUCAGAACCUUGAACGCAGCAUCAGCCAGAAGAGGAGCCACUGAUGUUUGCGAAGAAGAGAGGGCAUACGUGUUUGAUAGCGUCCGGUAUGGCCACAUUAGCUGUGCUCAUGAUUGUGCUGUACGGCACCAUCGGCACCCACCUGCAGCUAGGCAGCUCCAGCUUCAGGCAGGACUACCAGCUGGACAGACCCCUCUACAAACUGGACCUGAGCUGGCCGAGGAACCCAGAGCUGUUCACCGGAGAGGUGUUUGGAGUGGCUGUCAACCAAUAUGCUGGGGUGGUAUAUGUAGCACAGAGAGGUGACAAUGUGCCAAAGGUGCUUGUGUUCACCACAGAAGGUGAGUUCCUCAUGGCCUGGAACACAACCACACUGGAGAUGCCUCAUGGGAUAUUUCUAGCAGAUGCUGCCUCUUCAAACCCCACUGUGUGGAUAACCGACGUGGGAAACGGCCCCAACGGUCACUGCAUCAAACAGUACUCGCCAUCUGGGAACCUCCUCCAGGUGCUUGGUACACCAGGGAAGGCAGGUACCGGGCUGAACCCUCUGCAGUUUGAUCAGCCGGCUGAGAUCUUCGUACACGAUUCUGGAGAGAUGUAUAUCGUCGAUGGUGAUGGCGGCUUGAACAACCGCCUCAUCAAGCUGUCCAAAGAUCAGGAAGUGCUGUGGCUGCACGGGGAGAAAGGGCAAAACCCGGCUCAGUUUUACAUCCCCCACAGCGUGACUGUGGACAGUGCUCAGAGGGUGUGGGUGGCCGACCGGGGGAACAAGAGGAUCCAAGUAUUUAACUCCAUCACGGGUGACUGGCUGGGGACGUGGGGAAGCUGUUUCACCGAGGAUGCCCCCUACUCUGUCCGCCUGACCCCGGACAAGAAGUACUUUGUGGUUGUGCAGCUCAACACCAACCAGAUUUCACUGCUGGACGCCCCACCGGUGGGUCUGAUUGGUCAGUGCAGGGUGGUGAGUGUGAUCCAGCUGGCUGAUGAAGUGAAGCCACACCUGGUGGACCUAGACCUGAAGACAGGCGCCCUGUUUGUGGCUGAGAUUGGAGCUCAACAGGCCCAGAAGUUCACCCCCUUUGUCCUGGGUGCAAGUUUAAUCUAGACUUACACUGAGCUCUGUCUAAAGAAUAGAAAUGGAAAGAUUGAUCACAAAUUUACAGUUUUGUCAUACAUUUACCUAUUGAUCAAAUUUUGGGCCAUAAAUGUCCAUAUUUGACAAGUUAUGUUUGUACUGAAAAUAGUUUCAAGAAUGGCUACACCAGUGCAAUUCUAUUUAGGUUACAGUUAGGUACUUAGAUACUUUUCAAUUCCGAUGUGUUUUAAAACAAUGAUAUCUCAAUUAUUUAAAAUAGCGUUGGUGUUGAAAAGUAUCAAAGCUUUAAAAAGUAAAAAAUAAAAACAACAGGCCAUCAUUCAUGAGAGAUCAGUCAAUACUUCUAUCUCAUAAUGAUGAAAAGGUUAAAUGAAUGUGUCUUACAAACAGAAGAGUUGGGACUAUAAAUUACACAAACAUUGCCAAUGUGCGAUUUGGAAAGUGUGCAGGAGUUUUCUUUCAAAGUUUUCUUGAACAAAAACAAGAAAUGACCAAAUAUUGGAUGCUUAGGACUUCUGGUUUUGUUGCUGUGGUAUCAAACGAGUAUCAGUAUCGUUUGAUCCGCUAGCAUGCGUCAAAGUUCACAUUUGUGGUAUGUUAACAACCCCAUCAGGAAUGAGCGGCAGGUAUUUCAUCAAAUAUGUUUUAAAUGUCAUGACAAGACCUUUCCUGUCAUUUGUCUCUACAUAUAUUAAUUGAAUAAUAGAGUUUAGCUGAAGUUAGCUAAAACUGAAAAGCUAUAGGUUUUUAGAUCAGCAGAACUCGUAGCUCAAAGUAGGCACAACCUGCAUCCACCCAAAUGUUCUACACCCUCCUAAUCCUAGUUUGGCGUUACAUGAAGCUAACCCAGUUCCUGACACGUGCACACUUCGACCUCAAAGGAGAUUUCAGCACCUGCCAGAAAGAAAGUGCACUCUUUGCUGUUUUCAAACGACUGAAUAUGUUUUUUGUUUGCGCACAUCCUGCCAUGCCAAAAAAAAUAAUAUUGAAUGAAACAAAUAAAUGCUUGAACAUCUGGAAUUGAACCAAGAACGAAUAACUUGUGUCUCAAAACAGAAGAGACUGUAGAAUUGAUUAUAUAGACACAUAUAGAAGGACAACAUGUGUCCGUUCAAAACCAAACUACUUUUGCUUUUUUUUUUGUUUUUUAAGGCAUGCAGUUAAAUCGAACCAUGUUUCUUUACAGAUGUAAGAAUUAUUUCUGAUCAGUAUAUUCAAAUCAAUACCUGUCAUUGUAAGGUAUGCAUUGUGAUGAUGAGCUUUUCAUAUUCAUGGCCUGUUUGUGAAGUAAUGUGCCAUUUGUAUUUCCGUAACUCUGCACUGCUUGAAAAUAAUCAAGGCAUCCUUAACGCAGAAAAGAUGCAGAAACAGCUCGUGGACCGAGCUGGUUCCUUUCCUUACUAUCAACACUUCAACUUAUAUUAUUGCCAGUUUAUGUCAGCUUUGAAAGACGUGCUUGUGAUCACACAUGUAUAUUCAUAAAGAGGACAAAAGUACUGAAAUGUUUUGCACAAUGAAAAAAGUCUGUGAAGCACUUAAUGAUGCGGUGGAUAAAUGCACGGUAUGAUGGGUCAAUUCUUUCUGUGUUUGCUCUCUGUGUUCUUGUCUGUCUUACUCGAUCUGUCACAGAAUCAGCUGUUUCACAUCAUUCAUGUGAGUCAUAUAUUGUAUAAAGUUGAUUUUUCAGUGACUCUGUGUUACCACUAUGAUUAGUGCUUUCCUCAAGCAGGGUGACAGAAAAAAAAAAGGAAUGUCUUUGCACUGUGCAAAACUGUCUAAUAAAAAAGCUAUUUGUUAUUUAAGACA
Molecule: messenger RNA, 3283 nt
Organism: Labrus mixtus (cuckoo wrasse)
Lineage: Eukaryota; Metazoa; Chordata; Actinopteri; Labriformes; Labridae
Product: NHL repeat-containing protein 3-like
Exons: 3
Coding region: 425-1486 (353 amino acids)
Biological process (GO): protein polyubiquitination; negative regulation of translation; proteasome-mediated ubiquitin-dependent protein catabolic process
Molecular function (GO): ubiquitin protein ligase activity; protein binding; translation repressor activity
Source: RefSeq, a predicted model, not a curated record